AUGCUCUUUUAAAAUUAUCAAAAAAACUAAAAUCCUAAAUUAAAUGAGUAAAUAUUAACACCAAUUAAUUAAUUUUGGUAUAUUGAGAUGAUAGCUCGGCCUGAUUUAAUAAUUUCUACAAAUACACCUGAGUUUGAAUAUUUAAUAUCCUUGCUACUAUGCAUAAUUUUUAAUAUGAUUCCAUUGUUUUUAUUUAUUGAAUUGAAACGGAAGAAUAAAACGAAAAAAAGAGCAAACAUAUUUUUGCCUUAUUUAAAUCUAAGUUCAAUAAUUUUUUAACUUCAACCAAUUUAUUUAUAGAUUCCUUUAUGUUCCAUAUGCUUUAAAUCACUGCAAUUUAAUUUUAAUUCAAAUAUCAAUAUUGAGACUAGUUAUUUAAAUAUAGUGUUUGCUAUAAUCACAUUAUUUUUGUUAUGCUCAUUAAAUUUUUUGACUUUUCUUCUUUGUAGAGAAUCAAUAGAUUUUGAUUUAAAUGCUUUUUUGACAUUAAAAUUGAGUUUCAUAGAUUUUGUCAUAUGGAUUACAUGUUUUUUUUAAAUUAUUGCAUAUUAUCAUUUGCAGAAAUUUAAUGAAUCUAUUUAAGCAAUAUUACUAUUAUUCAAUUCAUUAAUGAUACUUGUAAACACUUUUAAUCUAAUAACUUGUUUAAAUUAUAUAAUAAUAGUUUCUAUUACAAUUGCUUCCUAUCAAUUUAUUCAAUCAAUUUUAAUAUUAAUAAAUCUUUAAUUAAAUAUAUCAACACAUAUUAAUAUACUACUUUAUAUUUUAGUACCCCUUCUGAAUUAUAUACUAAUAAAAGUUUAUCAUUCAUAUGAUUUUCAAAUUUCAACCAAUACAAUAAAAAUUUCAAUCAUUCAUUGCAAAUAUAUACUUUCUAAAUUUUUUAAUGAUGAAUUUACUUCAUAUACAUAGAAAAUUGUAAUAUAUGCUAAAAUCUAAUAAUUAUAUUAAUAAAAGAAAAAUCUUGAACCUAUUGCAUAACUUCCAUUAAAAUGUAUAAAUCAAGAAUUUAUGUCUAAGGAAUUGAUUAAUUUUUAUUAUAAGACUCUUGCUAAAUAAUACUUAUGUGAAUUACAAAAAACAAAUAGUAAAUCAAGAAAUGCCAAUCAUUAUAUUCAUUACGCAUCAAUUUUAUUUAAAAUUGGAUUAAACAAUUUAUCACUUAAACAAAUAAAUAUAUUAUUGUUUAAUUAAAACUUUAAUAAACAUAGUCGAUCUUUAGCGAAAGAAAAUUAAAGUGAUCAUAUGAAAUCACUUAAUACAAUACAAUAAGGAGCAAAAUCAUCUUAUAGUAGAUCAUCUAAAUCUUAAGAAGUUUAAGAGGCAGGAAAUCAUCAGAUAAAUAAAACAAAUAAAAUGUUAGCAACUACUGGAAAUAAUAUAUUAACUUUUUAUUAGAAGGUUAGAUUGUAUAUUUUAAGGGAAAAAGUUAGAGAUAAAUUAAAAUAAUCAUUUUUAUAUAGAGAAAUAGUAGGAGAUUCUUUUGGAUUAUAAAAUGCAAUAGAGAUAUUUUUAAAGAGUGAGAGAAGAAAUCAAAUUCUUAAAGAUCAAGUACUUAAUUUAGUUAAUUCUAAAUUACAAUUUUUUAUUUAAUUAUAAUAGGUUAAAUAAAUUAAAUUAUCACAAUUAUUUAAAGUAUCAAAAGAAUUGUGUUUGAAAAUUCAAUCACUUGAAAUUAAAUUGUUAAAGCUAUACAAAUAUUUUCCAAGUCAACGAAUAUAAUCUCUUUAUACAUAUUGUUAAGGAGAACUCUUUAAUAAUUAUUUAGAUGCUCAUAAGAUCACUUGUAAUACAUCCAUAUCAGAUGAAAAGUUAAAUAAUUUACAUAAUAAUACAGAUGGCUGUUAAUUUACUUUAUUUAAUAAAGAUUUAGUUUAUUUAAAUAUCAAUCUAAUAGAUGAAACUUAAGAAUUAUUAAUACAAAAUAUAACACCUAGAGUUUGUUAAUUUUUUUAAAAAACAUAUGAUGAUUUUAAACUUAAUAAUUCAAUAGAUAUACUACUUCCAACAGCUAUUAAGGAAUAGCAUUUUCUUUUAGUGUAAAGAUUCUUAUAAACUUCAGUUUCAAAAUUUUACUUAAAAAAAAGCUUAAAUUUUUAUAAAAUUUAAAAUGAAAUCAUUAAACCAUGUGAAUUCUUUUUUGAAGUCAAUUUUAGUGAUAUUAAUUAAAUUUAAUUUUUGGCUUUUUUUUAUGAAAAUUUUUAAACUUCAGCUUAUUUAAUGGUUGAUGUUAAUUACUAAUUAGGCGGAAUUACAUAAAAUUUAUUGGACAAAUUAGGAUACACAAAUUAUUAUUUAGAAAAUAUAAAAUGGCAAUAUAUAAAUUAAGUACCAAUAGAAUUAUUAAUUCCUAAUUUUACAUAGAUUUCUAACAAAUAAGAAAUAUUAAAUGUAAGUGAAUUUAAAUUUUUAAAAUAAUCAAUUCUUUUGAAUCCAUUUAGUUAAAAUGGAUAUUAAAAUUACUCUAAAGGCAAUUUUGUAGAAUGGUAAAAUCCUGAAAGCCUUAUACAUUGUGAAAGUUUAAUAUAAAUACAUUAAAGAGAAUUAUUUGGUUUUUUAUAUUUUAUUGUAGAAAUAAAGGAAUUAAAGACAGAAAUAACAUAUAAAACUAUAGAUAAGGAUUUCAAUUCUAUAGAUUAAGCAUUUUCUUAUGUUUCAGAUUAAGAAGCAAUAAUAAAUUCACCAUGUGUAUUAAAAAUAGAUAAGUAGAAAUUUGAAGUUUUUAAUAGAGAUUUAAAUUAAUUUAUAGUUUAAGGUGAUAAUGAUAAAUGGCAAUAAUUUUAUUAACCAGAUUUAGCUCAUUAUGAAAUUAAUUUAAUGAGUCCAAUGGAUUUAAGUAUGAAUCCAAUGGCUUUAAAUUCAGCAAAUCCUUUAUUAAGAAUUAGGUAAUAAGAGUUUUUUAGUAGUAUGGUAGGUGAUUAAUAAAAUGUAGCUAAUUCUUUUUCAUCUAAAAAUCAUUUGGGUUAAGGUUUUGAAAUAUAAUAAGAGGAUUAAAAUAAUAAAUAAUAAAUUAGAAUCAAAGGAGAAGAUACUAAUUCAUCUUCAUAUGGAGGUGCUAAAAAGUCUAAAUUUUUUAAAAAAUAUCAAAUGUAUUCUUAAGUUAUAGCAUAACAUAAUCCAAAACAAUUAAGAUUACUCAUAAUAUUAUUAGUUUGCUAAUUUUUAUUUGGUUGUAUACAUUUUUUAAUCAUAAUGAUUAAAAAUUAAGCUGAUUUAAACUAAUUUAUAUCUGAAAUAGAUAUGAUUGAAUUACAUAGUAGUUUUAUGGCACCCCAUGAUAUUUUUGUAUCAAUGAGACUUGCCAUCAUUUCUUAUAAUUCUUAUGUUACUGAAGGUGUUAUUAAUUAAACUUAAGCUACAGUACUUACUCAACCAUUUUAUGAUAAUAUUUAUAUAGGAUAUUCUGAAAUAAAAGAAAUCUUUAUUAAAUAAUUAACAAAUUAAAAUUUAUAACCUUUUUUUGAAAAUAAAACUAUAGAUAUGGUUUUUAUGAAUGCUAAUACAAGUGAUGUUUAUAAUAAAACAUUGAAUAUUCGUGAAGCCUUCUAAUAAAUUAUCUAAAAUUUAUACUAAUAUAAAUAUAGAUAUGAAAAUCGUAUGAGUACUUCAGGAAGUGCAAUCUAAGUUUUUGGAGUAGCUAAUCAAUUUUAUUUACAUAGCUGGUUAGAAAUCUUAACAAUAGAAAUUCUAGAAUAUUCUAAAUAUCGAAGUGAAUCGAUAAAAUAGGAUUGGACUGUAAUUUGGAUUGUUUUCAUUUUGAUUACAAUUAUAUUAACUAUGAGUGAAAUCUAUUAUUAUAGAUAAUACAAUUAAAGAUAUGAUAAAUAUUUAGGAAUUUUUAAAUUUUGCAAUUAGAACAAACUGUAAUACGAAAUAGAUAGAUACAAAAUAAUGUAAAGAUCUUUACAAAAGAAUGCAGAUUAAAUAUUUCUAUAUAACUUUGAUUUAAAUUAAAAGGAAUCUUAAUUAAUUACAUAAGCUAAAAUUUAGGAUGCUUUGAGUAAGAAAAACAAAGAUUAAUAAAGAAAUAUAUAAAUUUCUUAUGAAUAAGUAUCAAUAAUAAUGGGAUCAUCUUUAAUGAUGGGAGUUUGGAUGAUUUUUUUUGGAAUAAGUAUAAUAAUUUUUUAAGGUUAAAUGACAUACUUAAAUAAGUAUUCUGAUACAGUUGACAUAUAUAAGUUGAUUUAGGAUAUGACAUAUUCAUCUGCAACAUUAUAUCAAAAUAGAGAAUAUCAUUUUAUAUUUUAAAACUUUACCUAUUUAACUAAGAAAGAUGAAGAAUAAAUAUUUAAUCUGAUAUAUUCUGGAAUAGAGAAUAUAGAGAAAUUUAAUAAAUUAUGUACUUCUUUUGAUUAGAAUGCUUACUAAGUAAAUGAUGACUUUGUUUCUUUUUUUAAUAAAAUCCAAAAAGACUCAGUAUGUGAUAUUCUUACUAUAGAAUAAUUGUCUUUUUUGAAAGAUUUUUGUCCAAUAUCAAUUUAAGGGAAUUAUUUAAAGGGAGUAAUUGCAGCGUUAAAUUUUAUUAAAAAUUAAAUUUAGACAUAGAUAGUAGUAAAUAAUUUUACUAAGAGAUUGGAACAUCCAUUUUAUGAUAAUGAAGCAGGGAUUAUAAUGGUAAGAGUAUUUUAAUUGAUGACAUAGAAAUUAAAAUCAAGCAUGUUAGGUGUAACUAAUGAUUUAUAGAACAUCUCUUUAGUAAAAUUACAUAUUUAAAUUAGGUAUUGUCUACAAUAUAUUUAAUUUUUGCAUUAUUAUCAAUUUUAAUAUUAAUAUUGGGAUUGAGAAAGUAUUUAGAGAUUGAAUUUAAUAUAGUAAAAAGAUUCAUUUAAUUGUUACCAACAACAAUUACUCUAUUAGAAGAUCAAUUUGAAAGAUAUAUGAGAGUUUUGUUAGUGGAAGAAAGUGUAUGAUUUUGUUUAGUAAUUCUAUUUUUAUAAAAUAAUUAAUUUUAACAAUGUACCUAAUAUCUAAAUUAAGCAAAGUUAAUAAAUCUUAAGAAGAUAUUGCAGCUAUUUAAGAUUAUAUGAGUUAAUUACCAUAAUUUCAUGCUCCUUAUGAAAUACUUAAAGAGGUAUAAAUAUAUUUAUAUAGCUAUGUUAUAGUAUGAAUUAUAAAUCAUUCAAGCAUGGUGAACAUGUAAAUAAUAAAAGUGAAUAUGCUUACUUUAUUCUUAAAGGAUAAAUAUUAGCAGAUAAUGGUGAUACAUUUGGUGUUGAUGUAUGGUACGAUUUAGAUUAUUCAUUCUAUGUAGUGGUACUAAUUCUGUUUUACAAAGAUCGAUACACAUUGUAUUAUAGUACCUAUUAACACUUACAAAAACUUUAAUCAUACUCAUGGAUCUAAUUUUCAAUAUCGCAAAAAUAUUUUAUUAUAAAAUAUUACAUCUAUCGAUAAAAUUAACUCUAGCAAAAUCUAAGAAAAACUUAUUAGAACUUUUACAGAAACAACUCUUUCAGCCGGAAACAUUAUUUAUAAGUAGAAUGAAUCUGCAUAAUAUCUUUAUGUACUCUCAGAAGGAGUUUUAUAAAUCUCUCGAUUUUAUGAAAAAAAAAUGACUUAAUAUGAAAAAUAAGUUUUACCUAAAAAAUAUUGGCAAACUGAAAUUAAUAUAUGUUAACUUACUAAUUCAGGUGUUAUUGGAGAAGAACUUCUCUAUUAAGAUCUUGCAUUUUAUAAUGUUAAAAUUAUAUCUAAAAUUGCAGUCUUAUAAAUGAUUUCAAUUAAAUAAUUAAAGAAUUUUUUAAAUAUUAGUGUUGUCAUUUAAUCAUUAUAAGAUUUAUUUCAUGAUAAACAUAUUUAAAGAGAAGAAAUCUUUAAUUAAUAAUGUGAAGAAAUGGAAAAAAAUUGGUAAUCUACUUCUAAAUAACAGAUUAUUAAUUCAGAAAUUAAAAAAACUAUAAGUUUUAAAGUUCUCAAAUCUACUUCUGAAAAAUAAUAAUAAACUAACAAUACUACUAUUAAUAUUACUAAAAUAAAUAUUAGUAAUACUCCUAAGAAUUAAGAUGAAGAAUUGGCUGAAUUUUAAAGAACCAAAAGCCCUGUUAAAAAAAUUCCUAAUUUUAUUUAACAAUACUUUAAAUAAAAAUAAUUAGAAUCUAAUAAAAAAACUAAUGAAAUAACACUACAGUAAUUCAUUUAAAGACAACAACAUUACAAUAAUCCAUACUAAUUAUUUGAGAAAGUGCAUGAUCCACUUAAUUAUAUUUAGAAAGGAUCUAAUUAUAAAAGACAACAAUUUUCAGUGUUAAUUUAACAUGGAAUUGUCAAAAUAAAGAACCCUUAAAUUCCUAAAUAACCAAAACGCCCCAUUACAUCAUAUCUUGGAGAUGAACCAAGUACAAAUAAUAACAACAACAAUGAUAAUUCUCAAUAACAACCAACAAGAUUAUUAAUAAAGAGUGUACAUACUCCAAAACCAAUUGUGGGUUCUUUAAAAAAAUUUUAUAGAAGUUAGUCAGCCCAUAAAAAUAAAGGAUUCUCUUUAUUAGGAAAAUCGUAUUAAUAAUAAUCAAGUAAAAUAAAUAUUGAUAAUAUUAGGUCCAAGAGAUAAUAUGUUUUACCUAAGAAGUAAUUCAAGCCACAAUUUUAAAUUAAGUCUUAACAAAUCCUCAAAUUAAAGCUAAUAAUUACAAGUUUGUUAUACAGACAAAAAAAUACAAUGCGAAGAAUCAUUAUUGUGA
Molecule: messenger RNA, 6680 nt
Organism: Paramecium sonneborni
Lineage: Eukaryota; Ciliophora; Oligohymenophorea; Peniculida; Parameciidae
Source: the annotation of a GenBank genome assembly